ACGAUCGGCUUUCCGGAAAUACCCGGAUGGAAGGGUAAUGGCCGCCGUCAGAGGCUCGCAGGCAAUGGGGACCACGACAGAUACUGUCUCUUGAUAUGGUUCCUGCUUGUGACAUUGUCAAACAUUAAAUUUUGUGCCUUCUGUUCCUUGAAGAAAGCCAGAACUAGCAGCCUUUCCUGGCCUCUGGAUCCAGCUCUGAAUUAAUUUCUCACCUCAAGAAUCUUGGCCUGGGCCUUUUCUUACCAAAAGGGCUCCACCCUGAUCUUCCAGUGAAGCCUCUCUUUACUCCUCAAGGUGAGUUGAUGUUGAAAAGUUCCUGUUUAAUUUGAAGAUGUUUUGGAACAUUAUUGUUUCCUGUUGAAUAACUUCAGGAGUUUUCAGAACAAAAGAAAUUGGGAUUUUUUUUUUAUUACAUCAUGCCAUUUGAAGAGAAACAAUUAUUUUGUGAUGAAGAGCAAAUUACUUUAAAAAAAGAUGAUGAUGUAAAGAAUAAGAUAGCUGAUACUGUGAGAUCAGAACCUAAACAAAAAAUUUUAGAAACUGAUUUUCAUUAUGGAUUAAAAAUUUUAAAAGUUGAUUUGCCAAAGGUUUAUAUUCCAGAUGAAGUUCUACUGAAACAUGAAGUUGACAAAUACAGCAAAUUAUUUCAGAGAAGACAACAGACUGCAAGAAAAUCUAUAAAUGUAAGGACGGUAAACUGUGUAGAGGAGUGUGUAUUGCUUUGUAAGUCUGAGAGAGCUGAAGAAGAAGGUGUAAAAAUGUCUGCAAAAAUACUUAAUUUCAGCUGUUCAAAAUGCCAAGAUGGCACUCGGUAUAGCCCGAAUGAUUUACAGAAACACUUUCAAAUGUGGCACCGUGGAGAAUUACCUUCAUUUCCUUGUGAAAUGUGUAAUUUUUCAGCAAAUGACUUCCAGAUAUUUAAACAACACCGACAAACCCAUAGAAGUACUUUAGUAAAAUGUGACAUUUGUAACACUGAGCGUGUAUAUAGUUUAUUAGGCUUGACAAAGCAUUUCACAUCUAAACAUUGUGUUAAUGGCAAUUUUCAAUGUGAAGAGUGCAAAUUCUUCACCCAGGAUGUUGGUACAUUUGUUCAGCAUAUUCAUAGACAUAACGAAAUUCACUAUAAAUGUGGUAAAUGCCAUCAUAUGUGUCUCACCAAAGCAGAGCUUCAGAAACAUUUUCUUGUUCAUUGUGGUACUCUUCCCUUCACUUGUCAAUAUUGUAGUUAUGGUGCCACCCAUAAGGACCAUCUUGUAAGACAUGUUAUAACUUUGCACAAAGAACAUUUGUAUGCAAAAGAAAAACUGGACAAAGACAACCAUGACAAAAGGAUCACAAGUACUUCUGCAGGUCUUAAACUAAUACUGAAAAGAUACAAAAUUGGUACAUCAAAAACAUUCUGGAAACGUAAGAAAAUUAACAGUGGAAGUGACAAAGAUGUAGAGGAAAGCACUCAGGAGCUUAAUAUAAUGAGCAAAACACAAGAGACUGGAUCUGAAGAUCAGAGCCAUCUUGGUAAGAAACAUUUAAAUGAAGAGAAGCGUAAAAGGCUACACUGUGAAGAUAGUGAUAAGCCCACAGGGUCAGAGUCAGAAAAACGAAUUCUUCUCUCCUCUGGGCAGUGUAAUAGAGCUGAUGAAGGAUCAAAUGCUACUUCAGGUUUCUUGAAAUCUACUUGUCAGGGACCUACAGUGUUACUGAUGAAAAAUAAUAAAGUAACAAUUCCCGCAAACUACAGUUCGAAGUUUAUGGGCUUCAAGAUGGUAGAUGGAAAACAACAUAUUGUAAUAAAAUUGUUGCCUCCCAGUAAACCAAAUUUACACACUUCAGCCUCACAGUUAGAUGCUACAAAAGACAAUGCUACUCACUUGAAGCUCCAGACUUUGGACACCACUGCAUUUUUAACUGGAGUAACAACUGAGUUAAGUGAAAACAUUUCUAUGAAAGCAACUCCAUUUUUAUGCCCACCUCCUAUAGUUUCAGGGAAAAUAAUUUCUGAAAAAGAAAUGGCUUUGAUAUCUGAAAGGAGUAAUAUUCCUCAAACAGUGGAUAAUAGUAAAAAUCUAUCGUCUUUGCCAGCAACAUCAGAAUUGGUUACCACAUCAAUGGGUUUGACAGCAAAAGUUGAAACAAGAGAUAACGUUGACUUACGGGGAAAUCAUAUUGCUCAGAACCAUUCAGAAAUACUGGGUAACACCGUUAAAGCUCAAGAUAAAGUCAACCAUAAUAACAAGCCAAAUGCAUAUACUAGUGGAGAUAUGCAUAACUAUUGUAUUAGUUAUGUCAACUCUGAGUUACCAGUUGAAUCUUCAAACCAAGGAUCAUUACCUUUUCAUAAUUACUCAAAAGUGAAUAAUAAGCGUCGUAGGUUUUCAGGACCAGCAGUGUGUGAAAACCUUCAGAAAGAAUCUUCAUCAAGCAAAACAGUUCAACAGCCAACUAAUGAUGCUGUUUUUACACCAAUUAGGAAGGAAAUCUCAAACACAGAUAGUCUGUUACCAUCUGUUAGCCUUUUAAAUGAUAAAGAUGGAAUUUCAAAAAUGAAAGCUGAAAUUGAAGAGCAAUGUGUUAUAGAAAAAGGACAAAAUAUUGAUGGACAAAGCCUGUACACUAAUGAAAACCAGAAUUUAGAGAAUGUGACUGAAAAAUCUAACUGGAAUGACACUUGUAGUAUUGAUUCACCUAUGAUGCCUAGAAUCACAUCUGUUUUCUCUCUCCAGAGCCAACAGGCAUCAGAAUAUUUACCACCUGAAGUAAACCAAUUACUUCAAGAUAUAUUAAUGCCGAAAUCUAAUGUAAAGCAGGACUCUGACAUUCCAGAUAAAAGUCCAUCACUUCAUUGUGAGCAGUCACAACAAAAUCAGGGAGAAGACUUGACAGUUGAACCUUCAAAAGACUUGAAAGAACAUAGUAUCUGCCCAUUAUCAUCUGGAAGUAUGAGUGUUAAUAUGCCUACAGAUAAUCAGAGUUUGAAAUGUAAUGGAAAAGAAAAACAAGUGCUGUCAGUGUUACAAGAUGUAAGAGAUUCAGAGAAAGUUCCAGGUGUUAGCACAUUACCAAAAACUCAGUCAGAUGCAAUAAUAACGCAACAGCUUGUAAAAGACAAACUGCGUGUCAACACACAGAAUUCAGGUUCUUUAGGUAUACAGAAUCCACUCAUAAGCUUAGAACAGAAAAAAACUGUAUUUGUUCAAACUCCAAAAGGAAUUUUUAUACCAUUGAAAGUUGCUAACAAGCCUGGAGUCCACAUUCUUUCUAAAAGAGCACUUCCAUUAAUUAAUACUCCAGGUGUACCUGCUUCUCUUCUUUUAAACAACAAACCUGGGAUGGUUUUGACAUUUAGUAAUGGGAAACCUGAAGAUGUUUCCAUUGUCAACACUGAGAGUACUCAAGCUUGUGGAACUAAUGAGCCUUUCAAAACUCCCUUUUUGAAGGUAGAACACAACAGUAAUUGUCUCACACCUGCACUUUGUUCCAGCAUUGGCAGUUGUUUGAGUAUGAAAAGUCGCUCAGAAAAUGCAUUGCCAUUAAAAAGCUCUUACAUUAUUAAAACACCAGGAAGUUCUUCAGGGAAAGCUGUUCCUACUUCUAAUGUACUGUCAGAGCAGCAGGGUGCAAAGUUGAGUGUCUUAGAUUCAGUUAAACAGCAGAAUGAAAGUUUCCCGAAGGCACCUCUCUAUACCCUUUUGCCUGAUGGCAGGCAAGCUGUUUUUCUAAAGUAUGUGAUGCCAAAUAACACAGAGCUGCUUAAGCCUAAGUUAGUCCAAAAUUCUAAUCAAAAUACACAGCCAAAGACACCUGAAGGAACAUCACAGACAAUAUUUUUGAAAUUUUUUAAUUCUGUUUCAAAUGUGACUGCUGCUAAUAAUCAAUCAGUUAGCAAUUCUGUAAUCCCAUUGCAGAAAGAGAAUGUACCAUCUAAUCAGACUAUAGGUGGAGAGCAGAAAGAGCCAGAAUCUUGUAGAGAUGCCUUACCCUUCUUAACAGAUGAUUUGAUGCCAGCAAAUGAAAUUACUGUAACUUCUACUGCAACAUGCCCAGAACCUUCUGAGGAACCACUAUGUAUCAGUGACCAUUCAGAAGCCAGAGUAUUACGGUGUAAGACAAAUGGUGCAGUUGAGAGAAGUUUCAAUAGAAGAAAGACUUCCAUAAGCAAAUUUUCUAAAAUAAAAUCUCGUGUAAGUGAAGAUUCUGAAAUUACCUUUGUAUCUAGAAACAGAAAUUGUAAACGAAAAUGUAGGGAUAGUUACCAAGAGCCUCCAAGAAAAAAGUCAACAUUGUAUAGAAAGUGCAAAGAAAAAACUAAAACUGAAGAUGUCCAUGAAGCUUUUGGACUCAACAGACCUAGGCUUGCAAAAGACACAGUCAGAAUGUUAAGGCUUUUCCCCUUUAGUUCCAGACAACUUGUGAAAUGUCCCAGGAGAAACCAACCAGUUGUGGUUUUGAAUCAUCCUGAUGUAGAUGCUCCAGAAGUCGUGAGUGUAAUGAAAACUAUCUCAAAAUUUAAUGGGCAUGUACUUAAGGUUUCAUUGUCAAAGAGAACUAUCAGUGCUUUACAGAAACCAGUUUGUUAUAAUCCUUCUAAAACAACAUUUGAUGAUUUUCCCAAGAGGCACAAAACAUUUAAAACGGUUAAUUCCGUGAAAGAAAGAUUUGUGCUAAAAUUAACACUCAAAAAGACAAGCAAAAACAAUUACCAGAUUGUGAAAACUACCUCUGAAAAUGUUUUGAAAGCUAAGUUUAACUGUUGGUUUUGUGGUAGAGUAUUUGACAAUCAGGAUACAUGGGCUGGUCAUGGGCAGAGACAUUUAAUGGAAGCUACUCGAGACUGGAAUAUGUUAGAAUAAUUUACCAAAUUAACCAAGGAAAAGAAAAUAAAACUAUUUGAGAAGAAAACAGUUGAAAGACCAUGAUACAGACAUUUUCUACUUCAGUAUAGUUCCUGAAAUUAAACAUUUUAAGUAUCAGUUAUAUUUCCAUGGAAGACCAAAAGCUUUAUGUAUGGUACUUGAAAAUGCCAUCACUGUACAAGUAAGUUUUGAAAGAAAUUAACUUACAUAGCUGUAUCUUGACUUAAUCUUUUUUAAAAGAUGUGCUUGUGAGAAGUUAGUGAUAGUUUGGUUAAAAUAGUUUUCCCAAUAGAGUUCUUUUCUAGAGACUCUUCAUAGAGGGUAAAUAGGGAUAGUCCCAUUCCCUUUCUUCCACCAGCCUUAUAAAUCCGAUUAGCCAGCUCCUCUGAAGAUGGGGUGCUCUUUCACAUUGGAAUUGGAUUUCUUAUCACUUGUGAAAACAUACUGAGAGCCUGUGUAAAGAAGUUACCCUGUAUCUGCUGAAUACAGUUCAUUUGAAAGAUAGAAUCCUUUGAAACUAUUUUCACAGUUAAACUUGGAAGAGUUUGGGGCAAGUUAUUCUUGUUUCCUGUUAAGCUCUGUCCCAUGUCAGAAAUUGUAAUGCCUUCCCAAGGUGACCCUUUCUCUAAAUUGCAGUAAAUGAGCAGCUUUUCUACUUCCAGUUAAACUUCAGUGUUUUUUUUUUUCUGAAUUUGAUCAUAUUCUACAGUGAUUCUCUUGCACAGAACUAUGCUUAUCUGAUUUAAAUUGUCCAUCAUUAAUCAAAAGAUCCUGUUUUUCUUCUUGGUUGUCACCCCUUUAAAAAGAGUGGAAUAUUUAAGCACUUGAAAGUUAAAAUAUUUUAGAUAAUAUUUUGAAGCAAAUUUAGUAAAACAAACCAUAUUUUUUGUCUGUAAUUGUCUAAAUUAGGUUAGAGCAUUUUUGUUAGUAACUCUUUAGUAUAUCAGACAAAAGCAGAUAGAUAUUGAUUGUGUUUGAAAAUGGGGAAGCAUUAAUAUGGACACUGUUCAUAAAGCUUCAAUUCAAGGUAGAUUCCUAAGGGACAUGCUCAAAAAUUUCAAAAAUGGACAUUUUAUAACAGAAUCAUUAAACUUUUCAUCUUGUAAGUUUGGAUCAGAUUUUGUUGCAUCACUGGAUAAUGGAGUCCCUAUAUUACAAGAUUAGAUACUAUGAUUUUUGUUUCAAGUCUUAAUAACAUUUUCUUUGAUUGAAAACUUCAGGGCUUUUCUGUAUAUAAUAAAUCUGUACAUACAUUUUGUACUUUUAUGUAAAUUUUGCACAGGAAGUUUUUGACAAAAUUACAAUUUAGUUCUGUGCAUGCACUAAAAGACUGGUUGCUUAAUUUAAAAGGUGUGUAUGAGACUCGUUUUUUUUUUAAAUUUUUAUUUCAGAUGUAGAUUUCUUUUUUGUAAAUUCAUUUUUCAGGGAUUAAAACACUAUGUUAGUAAGUGCCUAAAAAAAUGUGAAACAGUUUACAUAUGUCAACUGUAACAGUAGGUCCCAAAUGGGUCCAUUCUCCUAAUAGUUUAUUUUGAAGAAAGCCAUACAGAUGCUUCAAGCUAUCUUACUAUGCACAUUAUACUUGUACUGUUUUAUGUGCAGUUUAUCUACUUUCUUAGUGGAGUAUUUUUUGUAUACAACCUGUUACAAUUGUGUUUCUUAAAUUGAGCCUAAAAAUGGAAUUGAUCGGAAAUAUACAGUAUAUAUUAAUAAUGUAUAUGGUGUUUAAAGAAUGGUAAGCAUUAAUUUCAUUGUUAAUGAAGGUUUUCUUCAAUAAAUUUAUCUUAAAUUUG
Molecule: messenger RNA, 6646 nt
Organism: Dipodomys spectabilis (banner-tailed kangaroo rat)
Lineage: Eukaryota; Metazoa; Chordata; Mammalia; Rodentia; Heteromyidae
Gene: Znf518a
Product: zinc finger protein 518A
Exons: 4
Coding region: 417-4850 (1477 amino acids)
Biological process (GO): regulation of transcription by RNA polymerase II
Cellular component (GO): nucleus
Molecular function (GO): DNA-binding transcription factor activity, RNA polymerase II-specific; RNA polymerase II transcription regulatory region sequence-specific DNA binding
Source: RefSeq, a predicted model, not a curated record